Messenger RNA from Linum tenue, 998 nucleotides. The record is from the annotation of a GenBank genome assembly. NCBI's taxonomy places the organism in Eukaryota, Viridiplantae, Streptophyta, Magnoliopsida, Malpighiales, Linaceae.
GGAAGCAGGAUUCCCGCCCGGCCGCCACUCAAAGCUCCGGUUGAAAGCUCUUCAAUCUUCUUUCGCUUUUUCCCUUUUCAUGAAGGAAGCUUUCUUGGAGGCAUGGCACAGAGAUAUAUUGGCCAAUAUUUUCAGGAGUAAGCAGGCGGUACUCAUGCAUGAUCCAAUCGGUUCUAGUUCCAUGGGGAGGCUUCCCUCUGUAAAAAACCAGGGUCUUCUUCAUCCCCACAGCAUAAUUCCCUUUGGAAGCCAGAACUUGCUUGUCGAUCCCUGUGGCCUUCCAGUAACCCGAGGCAGUCGCUCUAUUCGAACGGUUCCCAUUCGGGUACUUGGCCUCCUUGGUGCUGAAGAAGUACCUCUCUUGCUGCAAAUCCCCUGCCACAAGACAGAAACAGAGCACGGUCCCAGGGAUCGGAUUUGCAGACGUCGACUUCAGGGAUAAUGGAGGCCGGCAAAGGGAAGGAGUAGGCUUUCCUCCUCAGGUACUGAACAACGAGUUCUUCGUCAGUCGGGUGGAAUCUGAAGCCAGGUGGCAGCCUCAGGACGCCAUUCUUCACGAAGCUGUGCUUCUCCAUAUUUGACUUCCAGAGAGGGGAAAAGGGUAGCUGGGAAAGGAAUGGGUAAAGCUCCCAACUUUAAGACAGAAACAGGGGGGAAGGGAAGGGAAGGGAAGGAAAGGAAGAGAGGGUUGUGGAAGAUGGUUGAGAGGGAAAGUGUGGGGAAGGGGUUCUUUAUAGGAAGGAAUGGGUGACGGAGGAAGAAGGGAAGAGAAAUGGGAGAAUCAGAAGAAAGGGAAGAAAGAAGGAAUCAAAGCCUCCAUCUCUCUCUCUCUCUCUCUCUCUCUUCUGUGGCCAAAUUGGGGGGGCUUGGCGUGAACCAGACUCAAGCUCUUUCCUUCCUUGUUUUGACGCUAUUUGUCUCCCAAAGAAACGUUCAUGGGUGUCCUUCAAUCGGUUAAUUUUGGGUAUUUUUGGCGCCCUCCUUGAAAUCCUUCCCCU